Homo sapiens (human) is the source of this 5876-nucleotide messenger RNA. It is a transcript of the gene IFT46, whose product is annotated as intraflagellar transport 46. The coding region runs from base 4436 to 5503 and encodes 355 amino acids. Lineage: Eukaryota; Metazoa; Chordata; Mammalia; Primates; Hominidae. Gene Ontology annotation, cellular component: intraciliary transport particle B; centrosome; motile cilium. The record is from RefSeq and is a predicted model, not a curated record. Gene Ontology annotation, biological process: intraciliary transport. The transcript has 13 exons.
UUCCAGGCUUUCAGUACGUCAAGAUGAAGAAAGAAGUAGGGUAAAAUCAUAUGUCUCUCUUUGAGUCAUUCCAUUAUCCAGAUACAAGCAAAACAAGGCUUCCAAAAUAGGACCAUAGUUCCCCAUACUAAGUAUAGCAUAAAUCUCCGAACACCCAGGACACCACAAAUUACAGGUUCCAGGCAGUUGACACAGGUCUCUCUGUUACAGCUACUAAUAUGGCUAGAAGGUAUGGUCACCUCUAAACAUGAUAAAUUUAUCCUAUCCUAAAUUAACAUUUGUCUUCUUAAAGUUCUUGAAAUAAUAAACCUCUUUACAUUAAUGUUUACUGGUUUAACAAUUAUUAAAAUAUAGCAUAUACUAAAAGGUAAGUUAACAAUUUUCCCUAUUGAAAUUUGAUCUGAUUUUCUCUGAGGAAGAAUUAAUAAAUAUGAUUACAAAGUUUUUGGUUUUUUUUUUUUUUUUUUUUUUUAACAUUUUUGGAAAAAACAUUCCAGAUCUAAAAGGAACUUGCAAGAGCCCUUGAUUGUCUUACAGAUGUGAAAACUGAGGGCCCAUAAGUUAGAUGAUCUCUCCAGGACGGUUAAAAAAAAAAAAAAUUCCCUCAUAAAGUUGAGCUUUGCCAAACAACUUUUAAUAAUUCUUACAUGGUUUGAGUACACUAUCUUUGGACUAAAUAACAACUCUCUCCUACACAGACUUAACUACAUGAAUUGUUAAGUGCCUCAAGUAAAAAAACCUGGAGAAUUAGGUUUCUGUUCUGCCUUUGCCACUAAUUAUGUGACCUUGGAUAAGUCACUUAAUUGAUUAUUGAAAUAUCCCUAACAUAGGAGGUUAGUUUACAUGAAAUCCAAAGUGCUCUGUGUCUUUAAAGUUCUGUAAGUCUAAGCAUUUGAAAACUACAGUAACAGAAAAAAAAAAAAACAACUACAGUGACAGAAAAUGUACAAUACUUCCAUUUUAUACCCACUGCUCCAGUUCUAACCACUUUGGAACAAUAUUUUAUAGUAACAUUAGGCUGCCAGAAGGCAAAUUGUCUAACCAUAACAAAUUGUGUGUGCAAGAGAGAUACAAGAAUAACAGGUGGUAUAAUAAUUCAGGAUAAAUAUGCACAACUCUCUCUCAAAAAAAGUCAAGUUCUUUCUUGAAUCUCUAAAUGCUUCAGGAUCCCUUACUUCCAGAAUUAUAGUCACCUUCUCCUUUGUAAUUCACCGCAAUAUUUUAUACACAUAUACAUGCACACACAAUUCAUGGUCAUAUUAAGGCUAGUUUCUAUAAUUGUCAGGGAGGACUGUUCUGUCUUUUCUAUUUAUAUGAAGCUAUUAUAGAUAAAAUCAGAGAGAAGAUUACAAUAAAAUGUAGACCACAUACGAAACCUAAAACUUGAAAAGUAAUUUACUCAGUGAGGGUUUUAAGUCCAUCACAUUUCUAUUCUAAAACAAAAGCUUGCAGAGAAUUAAAACACACACACACACACACACACACACCCGUUAUCAGUUUCUGCAGUGAACUUCUAUAUGAAGACAUAAAUAGAUGGCAAAUCAAUGGAAACUCAAGAGAAUCAUUUUCUUUCUUUGCUGUCCCUCAAAACACAAUUAAAAAGAUACAUAAAUAAUACAGGGGCCGGGCGCCAUGGCUCACACCUAUAAUCCCAGCACUUUGGGAGGCCGAGGCGGGCAGAUCACGAGGUGAGGAGAUCGAGACUAUCCUGGCUAACAUGGUGAAACCCCGUAUCUACUAAAAAUACAAAAAAGUAGUUGGGCGUGGUGGCAGGCGCCUGCAGUCCCAGCUACUCAGGAGGCUGAGGCAGGAGGAUAGCUUGAACCCGGGAGGCAGAAGUUGCAGUGAGCUGAGAUUGUGCCACUGCACUCCAGCCUGGAGACAGAGCGAGAAUCCGUCUCGAAAACCAAACAAACAAGAAAAAAAGUCAGAACAUGUUCUCAUUAAUUUGCAGAAUACAAAAAAAAGAUCAAAUCAAGGCCCGCAUGCCUACAGUCCCAGCUACUUGGGAUAUGGAGGCGGGAGGAUUGCUUGAGGCUAGGAGUUCUAGGCCGCAGUGCACUAUGAUAGCGCCUGUGAAUAGCUACUGCCCUCCAGCCUGGGCAACAUAGUGAGACCCUGUCUCUUUAAAAAAAAAAAAUCAAAAGAUGCCUUUCUUUGUACUUUAUUUUAUGAUGAAGUCAUGAGAAAGCAUUUGUUUCUGCAUUUGUUCACUUAUUUAUCUAUUGGAACUUUGCAGUCUAGGACAUUCUGCACUUCAAUAACUAAAGCCAAAGGGAAUUUAUUUUUUAAAAAAUCAAUGUUUACGUACUGAUAUCUGCAACUUACUUUGAAAUGUAUAUUUUUUUUUAAUGGAGAGAGGGAUGGAUGGAUGAUUAGAUGCAUGAUAAAAUAUAGUGAAAUGUUAGUUAUAGAAUCUAGUUGGUGGUUAUAUGGGUAUUCACUACAAAGUUCUUUCAACUUUUCCAGAUGUUGGAAAAUUUCAUAAUGAAAUGUUGAGCUAAAAUAAACGCUGGAAAUUUUGAUACAACUUUUAGAUAAAAAUUUCACCCUAUCUGGACAUUUCUACUGUCCAGGGAUCUGUUUGUAAAGGAGCAGGACCCAAAAACAUUACACAGAAAUCAUACCAAUGUCUUAACACUCUACAGAGCAGAAUGUACUGAGAUAAAUUGUUCUCCAGAGUACACAAAUCUGUGGGUAUCUGGAUCAUGUUAAGUCCCAAAUAAUUCAGAAAUAUGUGACACAACUCUAUGUAUACGUACACAUGUCAAAAUAGCAUGCAAAAGUUAUAUUUUAUAUAUAUCACGUAGGGCUUUACCAUCCCUCAGUUAUCAAUGAAUUAAAAAUACUAAGUUCCAAGAACCUUUUAACAAAGAAUAUUUUUAGAAAGAUUACCUUUAUCUGGUUUAUAUAAUACAAGACCUUAACUUUACUAUUAAAAUAAAAAUAUGCUCUAAAAUGCAUUAUUAAUUCCAGGGUGUAAACGGGAACUGAGUUUCAAAAUCACUAACCAAAUACAGAACCUCCUGGAGAAACUGAAAAUACAAGUUUCUGGAAAUUUUGUGUCCAACACAAAAAUUUUAGGAGGCAAACCUGUUUGAUGCAAUUUAUAUACCUGAGGCUGAGAAAAGCUGUUCAGUGGCCUAAAGUCCAAGCAUGAAUUCCCCCCAUUAUCCAAGUUCUUAUCUAAAGGGUUGUCAAUAGAACUUAUUAGGAUUGCCACCAAAUUACAUUCUGCCAUCUCUCAGGUACACUGGACGAUGUUUUAAAUCAAGUUAUCUAUUGACAAAAGAAUAAAAAAGAACAGAACAGAACAUCCUUCAAAAGACUAAAGGACAUAAGGUGCACUGAAAAAUAAAUUACUAGCUUUUUUGAAACCAAAGAAUGUCUACUACUUCAUGAAUAUCCACAAAUCACAGCGAUAAAGGAAGAUUGAGUGAUGUCAGCAGUUCUGAUUUCCUCCAUCCUCAACCACAUUAACCUUUCUCAUCCUUGUAACAGAUGAGUAUACAAAGAUAACGCAUGGGAAGGCAAGUAACUGGUCUCGGAGGCUAACCCAUCCCUCUUACUCCACCUCCUGUGAGACAUCUGACUACGACAUGCCACAUACACAUUUUUCUUCACCUGGACAAUAAGUUCCUUGAAGGCAAACCCUGUGUUCUCUGGAACCUGCUCACAUUUUCCCAGUGGUCUACACAGUGUAUGUACCCCGAGUCACACUAACAAAUGGACACAAGUGAGUUCUGCGGAAGUAGUGGAAGGUUUCAGAGACACUUGGGUCCUAUACAUUAGUGUUAGAAGUUACUCCUUUCCGCUCUGUGUCUCCAUUUCCCCCUUCUGAACAAAAAGAAAAAUUUCUGGACACCAGUGGAUUUGCAUUUCGAGUUAUCAACGGCCUAGCAAACACCGGGGGUGGGAGACAAGCUCUGAUUAACAGAAGGACCAGAACCUCCGGAGACAGGCCCAGCCUGCUGAGCCUAAGCGCCAGGGAACCGGCGGGACAGCAUCAGUUCCGAGGUCCGCAGCCUGGGACCCGCACCACCACCACGAAGUUCUCGCAGAGCAAAAACGCCGGGCCGUCUCAGGGGCAGGUCCCAGCAAACGAGGGAGUCCAGCUGGUUGGGGGGUGGUGCGGAAGCGGGCACGACGACAGAUGGACUGGAGUCAGCUCCAUCGGAUCUCCAGGAGACCGGGCACAGGAGGCCACACUGCUCCCCGAGCCCGGAGCAAAAGCACUCUGCCCUAGACCCUCAGGGCGGGGCUCCUCCGGCCCCUGCCCCAGGCCCGCCGACAAGGAGAGACGACCAAGGUUGUUGAAAACCAGACAUAUGAUGAGCGUCUAGAGAUUAACGACUCCGAAGAGGUUGCAAGUAUUUAUACUCCAACCCCAAGACACCAAGGACUUCCUCGUUCUGCCCAUCUUCCUAACAAGGCUAUGGCUGAUAACAGCAGUGAUGAGUGUGAAGAGGAAAAUAACAAGGUCCUAAGGGAGGGCAUGCCACAGGCUCCAGGCCACAGAGGCAAAGACAUGGACCCUGUUCCACCUGCCCCUGCAAGUCUCAAGUGCCACCAGACCCCUUCUCAUGUACUUGAGAGGGUGGGAUGGUACAGAGAGAGCCAGAAGCACAGAAAGGAGAAGAAGAAGACCUCACAGUUGACACCUCAACGGGGCUUUAGUGAAAAUGAGGAUGACGAUGAUGAUGAUGAUGAUUCAUCUGAAACUGAUUCUGAUUCUGAUGAUGAUGAUGAAGAGCAUGGAGCCCCUCUGGAAGGGGCCUAUGACCCUGCAGACUAUGAGCAUUUGCCAGUUUCUGCUGAAAUUAAGGAACUCUUCCAGUACAUCAGUAGGUACACACCUCAGUUGAUUGACCUGGACCACAAACUGAAGCCUUUCAUUCCUGAUUUUAUCCCAGCUGUCGGGGAUAUUGAUGCAUUCUUAAAGGUCCCACGUCCUGAUGGAAAGCCUGACAACCUUGGCCUAUUGGUAUUGGAUGAACCUUCUACAAAGCAGUCAGACCCUACGGUGCUCUCACUCUGGUUAACAGAGAAUUCUAAGCAGCACAACAUCACACAACAUAUGAAAGUAAAAAGCCUAGAAGAUGCAGAAAAGAAUCCCAAAGCCAUUGACACGUGGAUUGAGAGCAUCUCUGAAUUACACCGUUCUAAGCCCCCUGCGACUGUGCACUACACCAGGCCCAUGCCCGACAUUGACACGCUGAUGCAGGAAUGGUCCCCGGAGUUUGAAGAGCUUUUGGGCAAGGUAAGCCUGCCCACGGCAGAGAUUGAUUGCAGCCUGGCAGAGUACAUUGACAUGAUCUGUGCCAUUCUAGACAUCCCUGUCUACAAGAGUCGGAUCCAGUCCCUCCAUCUGCUCUUUUCCCUCUACUCAGAAUUCAAGAACUCACAGCAUUUUAAAGCUCUCGCUGAAGGCAAGAAAGCAUUCACUCCUUCAUCCAAUUCCACCUCCCAAGCUGGAGACAUGGAGACAUUAACCUUCAGCUGAGACACUUCCCAAGCUGCUGUUUCAAGGCUGAGCUGGCCCCUCUGCCCCAGCUGAGAUGGACAGAUCGUUGUCAGCUACUUGAUGUCCUUGCCCAUGCCACAGCUUGGCUCAGGGGCAGUGCAUGUCCUGCUGCCCUCUCUGCCAGAGGGCACAGAACAUGUUUGUUUAAUGAACCUGCCUGCCUCAGAUUGCUGUCCCCGGGGAGUUAAUGCAUCUACACCACUGUGGGGAUUUGAGUUAUAAGAAUUGGAAUUUCUGAGAUCCCAUGGAGGUUAGAUUGGGAGGAAAGCUUAAAAGAUGUCCUUUUUGUGAGAGGGAUGGAAUUGUUUUCUUUCAUUCGUAAAGUUAGUGAGUAAAGAUUUUAUAAAUCAAA